CUCGCCCUUCACCCGCCGCCAUGUUCUCGCGACAAGUCCUCCGCACCGUCCGGGCCGCUGCCCCCCAGCGCGCCGCUGCCCUCCGCGUCGCCGUCCCCGUCCGAUCCUUCGCCGCCGCGGCUACCAGCGAGGUCAAGCCCCCCGUGUCCGUCUUCGGCGUCGAUGGCACCUAUGCCACUGCUCUGUACACUGCUGCCGUCAAGACCUCGAGCCUCGAUCCCACGGCCACUGCCCUCUCCAACCUCGGCGCCCUCUUCGAAAAGGACACCAAGCUGGCCGCCAUCCUCUUGACCCCUACGCUGACCGAGGCCGACAAGAAGGCCAUCAUUGAGGAGCUCGGCAAGAAGGCUGGCUCCGGCAACGAGACGGUCAAGAACUUCCUCGAGACCCUCGCCGAGAACAACCGACUGGGUCUCCUGCCCGGCGUCUGCGACAAGUUCGCCACCAUCAUCUCUGCCGCCCGCGGCGAGGUCGAGGUCACCGUCACCAGCGCCCAGCCUCUCGACAAGCGAACCCUCAACCGAUUGGAGUCUGCCGUCUCCAAGUCGGCCUACAUCAGCCAGGGCCAGAAGCUCAAGGUCACCAACUCUGUCAACCCCGACAUCGUUGGCGGACUCGUCGUCGAGAUCGGAGACCGAACCAUCGACCUCAGCGUCUCGGCCCGCAUCGCCAAGAUGAACAAGCUCCUGACCGACUCCCUGUAAAAUCACCCCCCUUCAUAGUGUUAAACAAACAUGUUUAGUUGUCUCCUUUAAGCCCAUUCUCGUUUGGGCGUUCACCGGCCGGGCAACUCUCUCACCCUCCCCCUCCCGUGUUGCCCGCCGGCUUCUGGGCUUCCCCUCUUUCCGACCUCCCCCGACUUUUUUAUUUACGUCUCCGGAUGGGAGGGGAAAGAGUGUGUCGAUGGAAAGAAUAGUGUAGGAGGGUGUGAAUAGGG
Messenger RNA from Fusarium vanettenii 77-13-4, 937 nucleotides. RefSeq lists its product as uncharacterized. Gene Ontology annotation, molecular function: proton-transporting ATP synthase activity, rotational mechanism. Bases 21 to 704 code for a protein of 227 amino acids. Lineage: Eukaryota; Fungi; Ascomycota; Sordariomycetes; Hypocreales; Nectriaceae. The record is from RefSeq and is a predicted model, not a curated record. Gene Ontology annotation, cellular component: membrane. Gene Ontology annotation, biological process: proton motive force-driven mitochondrial ATP synthesis. The transcript has 4 exons.